Rubroshorea leprosula is the source of this 2820-nucleotide messenger RNA. The record is from the annotation of a GenBank genome assembly. NCBI's taxonomy places the organism in Eukaryota, Viridiplantae, Streptophyta, Magnoliopsida, Malvales, Dipterocarpaceae.
GACAGAAACAUAGAAGUGUAUGUAGAUGACAUGAUAGUCACCAGCGUGCGAGCUGAGGAUCACAUUGGCGACCGGGAUGAAACUUUUCAAAACUUGCGCCGAGCACAAAUGAAGCUGAAUCCCUUGAAGUGCACAUUUGCUGUAGAGUCGGGAAAAUUCCUGGGAUACGUGGUAUCCAAGAAAGGAAUUGAAGUAAAUCCAGAGAAGGUUGAGGCCGUUCAGCAGAUGGAGCCGCCAAGGACUGUCAAAGACAUGCAGCGUUUGACGGGCCGUGUUGCUGCGCUACACAGGUUUAUAGCCAGGUCGGCAGAAAGAUGCCUCUCGUUCUUCAAGGCCCUGCGAGAGCCCAAGAACUUUCAAUGGACCGAUAUGUGUCAGCGGGCCUUUGACGAGCUCAAACGGUACCUGGCGUCAGCACCCCUGCUGUCCAAGCCUGUGGAAGGGGAGAGUUUGUAUCUGUAUUUAGGGGUUACAGCAGAGGCGAUUAGCUCGGUCUUACUCAGGGAAGAGAAUAAGAAUCAGAAGCCUAUCUGUUAUGUGAGCAAGGUCCUACACGGCCCCGAACAGAAUUAUCCAUUAGCGGAGAAGGCUGCUUUUGCCUUGGUGUACACAGCUCGUAAGCUGAGAGCCUACUUCCAAUCACAUCAGAUCGUUGUCUAUACCGAUUUGCCGUUGAGGAAGAUACUGCAAAAACCGGAACUCUCUGGUCGGCUUAUUGGAUGGAGCAUCGAGCUGAGUGAAUACGAUCUCAAAUUUCAGCCGCGCACAACCAUAAAAGGCCAACCCAUUGCAGACUUUCUGGUAGAGUGCAUCUCGGCGACGGAGGGAGAAAAGGCACCUGAUUACCCAGUUUGGGUUCUGUAUGUUGAUGGAGCUGCUAACAUUGAAGGGUCAGGUGCUGGAGCUGUGUUGAUAGGCCCAGAUGGUUUUAAAUCUGAGCAUGCAUUGCGGUUUAAGUUCCAAACCACUAACAAUGCUGCCGAGUAUGAAGCCCUCAUUUAUGGUUUGAAGCUGGCGUCCGAGCUGAAGAUUGACAAAAUACCAAGAGCUGACAACUACCGAGCUGACGAGCUGUCGAAGUUGGCCUCCUCGCAGGACAUUAACCCUCAGAGAUCAACAAUUGUCGAGGAACUCGACGCACCGAGCUACACUGAUUUCACAGUCGACUGUCAAUUGUUAAGUACAGAUCCCUCUACACCGAGCUGGACCACCCCGCUCAUAAGUUAUCUACAAAGUGGCGAGCUACCUGAAGAACAGUCCGUGGCAAAAGUGAUUAAACGCAGGGCGGUACAUUUCACUAUGUUAGAUAACCAGCUCUACAAGCGAGCAGCGUCAAUGCCCCUAUUACACUGCCUUACUCCUUAUGAAGCUGAAUACGCCGUGAGAGAAAUUCACGAGGGAGUAUGUGGCACGCACAUUGGUGGCAAAACUUUAGCUCGGAAACUCCUGAGGCAUGGUUACUACUGGCCCACUAUGGUCGAGGACGCGCAGAACUAUGUCAAAAAAUGCCCGACCUGCCAGUUCAAUGCUGAUGAUAUACACAUGCCAGGCGAAAUGCUAUCAUCUCUCACGUCUCCUUGGCCCUUUGCUCAAUGGGGCGUCGACCUGCUCGGCCAUUUCAUCAAAGGCAAAGGAGGCUGCGCUUUCCUGGUCGUUGCAGUGGAUUACUUCACUAAGUGGAUAGAAGCUAAACCACUACCCACGACAACAGAAAGGAAAAUAGAAGAAUUCUUGUUCAAUUCCAUAUUGUGCAGGUUCGGCAUACCCAAGCGGAUUAUCGCCGACAAUGGGCCACAGUUCCGAGCAGCGGCGUUGAGAUCGUUUUGUAACGAUUAUGGUGUUGAGCUCGCUUUGACAUCCGUGUAUACUCCACAGUCUAACGGACAAGCUGAGUCCGCCAAUAAAAUCGUCUUGCGAGGCCUCAAGACACGUGUUGAAGCUGCACAUUCUAAUUGGGUUGACGAACUCAACAAAGUGCUCUGGUCUUGUCGUACUACACCCAGCACGGCCACGGGCGAAACCCCUUUCAGCCUGGCCUAUGGAGCUGAGGCCGUCAUCCCAGUAGAGGUUGGAUUACCAUCUGAACGAGCAGGCUGGCAUGACGAUCUCAACAAUGAACAACUGUUGAGAGAAAACCUAGACUUCGUGGAAGAAGUCAAGGAGAUGUCUAGAAUAGGAAACAUGGCGCAUCAAAGUCGUGUUGCAAAGUUUUACAAUAAAAGGGUUCGAGCUCGCCAGUUUCAAGUCAGCGAUCUGGUUCUACGCAAAGCUAGAUUGACGAAUACUUACUCGCACAUGGGCAAGCUCGCUCCUAAUUGGGAAGGCCCCUAUGUGGUCGUUCAGCGCCUCCUCUGUAGCAGUGAGGUUUCUGUCAGCCUCGGCGACCUGAUGCCUAAGGGAACCCAGCUCGUGCUGAGCAUGGUCCCUGUCGGCCUCGGCCUUCUUAGCCCACUCCUCAACCCUGGCGGUCUCAUCCUUUGCCGCCUGGAUUCCGCUCUCUCUUUCAGCUCGAGCUCGCUCCAACUCCUCCCUGAGCUCAUUGUUUCUGGUGGCGAGCUCGUCCGCCCUGCUCUUUGCAGCCGCAGCUCGGUUCGCCAUUUCAGAGCCUUGCAGACGAUUCACAUCGUCCACAAGGCUGGCCUUCUCAGCAGCCAACUGUUUGCAUUUGGAAUCGAGCUCGUUGUUCUGUGUACGAGCCUCUUGCUCACUCUCGUACAGAGCUACAGCGUAGCUGAAUGCCUGCCAAACAGCGACAAUUGUAAGUACCUAACAAGGAAAAGUAAGACGCUUAAGUAAGUACAAGAAAAUACUUACAUCCAU